AUGCCUGUUCUCGUAGAAGUAGAUCGUGCUUUGAAGGAGCUUACGAUCGAGGAAAAAGUCAAGCUUCUCUCGGGUAAAGACAACUGGUCUACCUACCCUAUUGAGCGCCUGAACAUUCCCUCUCUUACGGCCACAGAUGGUCCACACGGGGCACGAGGCACAUCCUUCUUCAAUGGCCCACUAGGGGCGCUGCUCCCAUCAGCAACGGCGAUGGGGGCCACCUUUGAUACCAAAUUGAUGCGGUCCGUCGGUAACAUGCUGGCUGUAGAAGCCAUCGAGAAGGGCUGCCAAAUCUUGCUCGCCCCAACCGUUUGUUUGCAGCGUUCGCCCCUCAUAGGCCGUGGCUUUGAAGCCUUUGGCGAAGAUCCGAUCCUCAGCGGUAUGAUAGCCUCCGAGUAUAUCAAAGGUGUACAAGAGAAAGGGGUUGCGACUUCAAUCAAGCACUAUGCAGCACACGAUCAGUCCUACAUGUCCCCAGAGGACGACUUGCAAGUUGCUGAAAGGACACUACGAGAGGUACACCUUUUGCCUUUUCAGUUAGCGGUCAAACACGCCAACCCAUGGUCAUUUAUGACUUCAUAUCACCGCAUAAAUGGCGUUCAUACUUCAGAGAACGAAUGGCUCAAUACAGAAGUUCUCCGCGAGGAAUGGGGAUGGAAUGGGCUCUUGAUGAGUGACUGGGGCGGUGUCUAUAGUACCGCGGAGGCAGUCAAUGCUGGCAUGGAUCUAGAGAUGCCAGGUCCUGCAAGGUGGAGAGGUGAUCUCCUGCAUCUUGCCCUCCUUUCUCGAAAGGUAAAGAAAUCGAUGAUCGAUAAACGAGUUCGGAACUUGGUCAACCUCGUGAAUAGGGUGCGGCCGGCUCUCGAGUACCAAGUACCAGAUGACGAAGCUGGCAAUACACCUGAAAAGAGAGCUUUAUGCCGAGAAGUCUCUCGGAGCUCUGUCGUUCUCCUCAAAAACGAGGACAAGGUGUUGCCCCUUGACCCAUCAGCGCAACAAACCUACGGUCUGAUCGGCCCCGGAGUUAUAUACCCUGCCGUCAGUGGCGGUGGUUCAGCUGACUUACGCCCCUAUUAUGUCCAAAGGCCGCUAGACGCCAUACAAGACAUUGUAGGCAAGGAACGAGUAAAGAUGGCGGUUGGUUGCUACUCGCACAUAUUCACGCCACCAUUAUCCGAAUGCGUCACUGUUCCAGGAACAAAUGAGGAGGGGUACAGACUCUCUUGGUUUGGUGAAGACCCAGAGGCGAAUACCAAGGCUGAACCACUUCACUCUGUGACUACAACUCAAGCCACAAUGUAUUUCGCAGACAGCCAUCCCGCCGGCGUUCCUGAAGUAUACUGGCUUCGCGUCAAGACAACAUACAAAGCACCCAAAACAGCGACCAUGCUUGUCGGUCUCUGUGUUAUGGGCAAGGGACGCCUUUAUAUUGAUGGCAAAGAAGUGGUCGAUCUUUGGUCCAGCCAUCCGCAGAAGACGCUCCAGACUCCCAUGUUUAACCAAGCAAGUAUGGAGUUGACAACUGAUCUGGUAGCCAAGGAGGGACAAACUUACGAGAUUUCUGUUCUCAUGAAGAAUGAAUCCAUGUCUACCAAUGUUGCAGGGCCCUAUGUUGGAACGCCAUGUAUUGGUGGCGUCCGGCUCGGGUGCUGCGAGAAGAUCGACCCUGCUGCCGCUGUAGAUGAGGCCAUUGAGUUAGCGAAGAGUGUAGAUGUGCCUAUUAUCAUCGCUGGCCUGAACGCUGAUUACGAGACCGAGGCGGUGGAUAGACACGAUCUGGAGCUGCCACCUGGCAUCAACGAUCUCAUUUGGAGGGUAACCCAAGCUAACCCCAAAACUAUAAUUGUCAAUCAGUCUGGUUGCCCAGUUACCAUGCCCUGGGCGAACCAAGUUUCGACCCUUGUCCACGCGUGGUUUGGUGGCCAGGAAACUGGCAAUGCUAUCGCUGAUGUACUCUUCGGUCGCUAUAACCCAUCAGGCCGUCUGUCUGUUACAUUCCCGCGCCGGCUGGAAGACACGCCAUCCUUCCUUAGCUUCGGUAAAGGAGUCAGGCAAAUGUACUACGGAGAGGGCGUAUUCAUCGGUCACAGAUACUAUGAGAAGCUCGGCAACGAUCCGCUCUUCUACUUCGGAACUGGUCUUUCGUACACAACAUUCGAAUACUCGAACCUCAGGGUCCCGGAGAUUGUCGAUCUAGGCGACGAUGGGGAGCAAACCUUCAAGGUGGCGGUUGAUGUCACCAACACUGGUGACAGAGAUGGCUACGAGAUAGUCCAAUUGUACGUCUCUGAUGUUGAAUGCGACACUAUCCGGCCACGCAAAGAGUUGAAGGGCUUCGUCAAGGUGUGGGUGCCCAAGGGUAAGAAGAUGAAGGCCGAAAUUAGCUUAGACAAGUACGCUGUGUCAUACUGGGAUGAGGAGGAGGAAAUUUGGCUCGCCGAAAAAGGUUCCUUCAAGGCGAUCAUAUCGCGGAGCGCAAACCCGAAAGAUGAAGUCCUGCAGAGAGAGUUCGAAUUAGGAAGGGAUUUGUACUGGAGAGGGGUAUAG
Molecule: messenger RNA, 2547 nt
Organism: Clonostachys solani
Lineage: Eukaryota; Fungi; Ascomycota; Sordariomycetes; Hypocreales; Bionectriaceae
Source: the annotation of a GenBank genome assembly